CUUCCCCAAUCGCUCAGCAGCCGGGGAGAGGCGAAGGGCAAAGGAACAGCAAUUAUGGAGCAGUUGUAGGGGAUAAUUGACAAGCCUCUCCUUCCGGAAGAAAGCAAAGAAACUUAAGCUACUUGACCGAAAACGUAAUUCCCAAAGCGGCAACGAGAAACACAAGAGUAUCAAUCAUGCAGUUCAAAUACAGAAUAAUCGAAUAAUCUAUUCCAACGAAAGGGUUCUCUGUGAUCCUUCAAGGUUGUAACCGCUUCAAGCCGUCCAGUCCCCACAUUGUAAGUCGCUGGCGCAUCGGCCGCGGUUGAUCGAUCACCAUCGUCCAUAGUAUGUCCGUGGAGGACCAGCGCUAUUCCCACGCGAUGCGGGUGCUAGAGGCCGGACCGGAGUGGCUACGAGCCGAGAUCGAGCGCCUUUCCCGGGAGCUGAGUGAGACUACCCAUGAGAAGAUCCAGGCGGCAGAGUACGGGCUGGCGGUGCUGGAGGAGAAGCAGCAGCUGAAACAGCAGUAUGACGACCUGGAGAUCGAAUACGAGACCGUGCGCCAGGAACUGGACAUACUCAAAGAGGCGUUUGGACAAGUCUACUCCAACCAUAAGAAGGUGGCUGCCGACGGGGAGAGCAGGGAGGAGUCUCUGAUCCAGGAGGCGGUGUGUAAGGAGGCCUAUUACGAGCAGCGGGUCCUGGAGCUGCAGACGGAGCUCCGCCAGGCCCGUAAUGUCCUCACCAACACCCAGUCAGAGAACGAACGCCUGGCCUCCAUCACCCAGGAGAUGAGAGAGAACAUCCAGGUGGUGGAACUGCAGCGGACCCGCCUGCGUGAUGACAUCAAAGAGUAUAAGUUCCGGGAGGCACGUCUGCUGCAGGACUACACAGAGCUGGAGGAGGAGAACAUCUCCUUUCAGAAACAGGUUUCCGGGCUCAAACAGACCCAGGUGGAGUUUGAGGGUCUGAAGCACGAGAUUCGUCGUCUGGAGGAAGACACCCAGUUCCUGAACAGCCAAUUGGAGGACGCCAUCCGCCUGAAGGAGAUCGCCGAGCGACAGCUAGGGGAAGCCCUGGAGACCAUCAAGACUGAGUGCGAGCAGAAGGCCGCCCUAAGGAAAGAGCUCUCCCAUUACAUGAGCAUAGGCGACUCUAUGUACCACAGCCCGCUCAGCAUCUCUCUGGAUGGGCUCAGGUUCAGCGAUGACGCAGCCACGGAACCCAACAACGACGAGGCUCUCCAUGGUUACGAGAAUGGCUUCAGCAAGCUUGCCAACGCCAUCACUGAGGACAACCGUGCGUCCACGCCCAAGAAGGGUGACCUGUUCCGCCCCGUCCCCAGCCUGGUAGAUGACCUGCUGAGUGAACUCAACAUCUCUGAGAUCCAGAAACUCAAACAGCAGCUGCUGCAGAUGGAGCGUGAGAAGGUGUCUCUGGUGACCACGCUGCAGGACUCCCAGAAGCAGUUGGAGCAGGCCCACGGGGCCCUGGAGGAGCACCAGGACAAGGUCAGCCGUCUCACCGAGAACCUCAACGCCAUACGGAGGCUACAGGCCAGCAAGGAGCGCCAGUCAGCCCUGGACAAUGAGAAGGAGCGCGACAGCAACGAGGACGGGGACUACUACGAGGUGGACAUCAACGGACCCGAGAUCCUGGAAUGCAAGUACAAGGUUGCGGUGUCGGAGGCAGGUGAGCUAAAGGAGGAGCUGAAAACCCUGAAGGCAGAGUACCACUCCUGUCAGUCACACUAUGAGGAGGAGCGAGGCCGUCUGGAGACUCAUGUCACAGCCCUUGGAGAGAAGCUGGCCUCUCUGGAGAAGACCAGCCACGUGGAGAGAGAGGAGAAGGCCAGGCUGGAGAAGGCGCUGCGCAAGGUGAGUGACGUGGCGGGCGAGUCCCAGGGCAGCCUGAGCGUAGCGCAGGACGAGCUGGUCACCUUCAGCGAGGAGCUGGCCACACUCUACAACCACGUGUGCAUGUGCAACAACCAGACUCCCAACCGCGUCAUGCUCGACUUCUACAAGCAGGGCAAGGGCGGGCGCACCAGCCCUGAGGGUCGCGGCCGCCGCUCCCCCAUACUGCUCACUAAGGGCCUGUUCCCCGUGCCCGAAGCUGCCGACAGCACCCUGUCCCCUGUCUCCUCUCCCCCCUCGCCCCGAGAACCAAUGAACGUGUACAACCUGGUGGCCAUCAUCCGGGACCAGAUCAAGCACCUCCAGCUGGCGGUGGACCGCACCACAGAGCUGUCCCGUCAGAGGAUGGCCUCUCUGGAGCUAGGCACAGUGGCUGAUAAGGACAAGGAGGCCUGCAUGGGAGAAAUCCUCAAACUCAAGUCCCUCCUCAGCACCAAGAGGGAGCAGAUUGCCACCCUGAGGACCGUGCUCAAAGCCAACAAACAGACUGCUGAGGUGGCGCUGGCCAACCUGAAGAGUAAGUAUGAGAAUGAGAAGGCCAUGGUGACGGAAACCAUGAUGAAGCUGAGGAACGAACUCAAGGCCCUGAAGGAGGACGCCGCCACCUUCUCCUCACUCAGGGCCAUGUUUGCCACACGCUGUGAUGAGUAUGUGACUCAGCUGGAUGAGAUGCAGAGACAGCUGUCUGCGGCAGAGGAUGAGAAGAAGACCCUGAACUCCCUGCUCCGUAUGGCCAUCCAACAGAAGCUAGCCCUGACCCAGCGCCUGGAGGACCUGGAGUUUGACACCGAGCAGACCCGCCGCGGAGGCAAACCAAAAGCCAAAACCACUAACGGCAGAACCACUAACGGGCAGACCAACGCCGCCAACAACCCACGCAUUAGUCACGGCCUCACCUGUGCCGGGAUCGGCCGCCCCAACGAGCUCAACGCCAUGCCCAACUGCAUCCGUGGAGGCCCUGUGGUCUUCUGCAGCGAGAAGUACAAGAUCUACUGCGACUGAAGCGGCUGCGUUGUCAGCACAGGACUGCUGUGUACAGAGGGGAGGAGCCCGAGGCUCUCCCCUGCAUUAAUGUUAAAGAGCCCCACUAUGCUCGCUUAGCUCCCUGCCUGCCCAGCCUGUAGCCUCAUAGGGCCUGGUGUGUGUCUAACCUACAGUACAUAAGUAUGCCCAUAGCCAUGUAUGGCCACUCACGUCUGCUAGUGUAAACGUUUAGGGGAAUGCAGAUGUGCAUGUACAGUACAGUAUCCACUAGAAGAUUGGGACUGUUGUAGACAUAAUGUAUGGCAUGUGGAUAGGGUCUCAACCGGCUGCCGGUAGGCUUCUGUGGAUAUUAUGGGGUGCUGCACUUAUGAUGAUGUUAAAGGUGGCAGCAUUUGUGCUUAGUGUGUUCUGAACCCCCUGAGUGUGUUGCCUGGUAACUGUAAUGCACUUAGGGGGUGGGGACUUGGGAAGAGGGUGUCACUUUAAGGGGUCAUGUGACUGAAGCUGACAUCCUCUCCUCGCUCGUCUGUUGGCGUUGGUGCUCCUUCGAUAAAGCCUCCCAUCCUCCUCUCUCCUGGCCCCCCAGGACUGAGCCAGCCCAGCAACCCGCUGACCAAUCAGGUCACUCUUUAAUGUUUACAUAAACAAAUGAAACAAAACAAUAUGCAAACUCCCCAUGCUGUUGCUUAGGGGAGUCCAGUGUGAUUUGCUGGGUUUUCUAACUGAAUUUCAAAACUCUCAAAGCGGGUUGGCUGAUGAUUAGUGAUGUGGGUGGUAAAGGAGCACCUAAGACCACAGGAGUUUAAUUUCAGGAUUCAUUCAGAUCAAUCGCAUGGCAUUGCAGCUGAGAAUGCUACUGAGCUUUUAACUGUUUUUCUAUGUAAAAAGGUGUGUUGCACAGCACAAGCUAUGUACUACAGGGCUCUACAUUUUAACCAGAGCAGUUAUUUAACAUCUGCUGAAAGAAAUGGAGGGCUAUUCCAUGUGACCCAGUAUAUGUCAUAUUGGUGUUCUUUCAGAGCCAUAUUACUAGAGAACGAAAGCCAGACGAAACGAUCUCUACACCUAAAUUAAGUGCACUUCAGAAUAGGUGCCUCAGGUUCUAACUUCUAUUAGAAAAGGAUAAAAUAACUGUGAACAGAUACAAUAUAGUUUUGAUUGACAGGGAUUUUUGUAACAUCAGUAAAGAUCCUAAAAGAGCACAAAAAUCAAUGGCACCCAGAUCCGGAUCAUAAUUCUGCAAACAAAACCGACAACCUUCAGCAAAGUGCCUGUCGACCCAAGCCCUUGAUAUCAACUAUAUCUAUCUAUCUAUCUAUCAAUGUAAAGCCCCGUCUUUGUGUCUAUCACCCUAAUGCUCAUCUCUCCCUCUAUCUCCUUUCCCUCUCUUUUUGGAGGCCCUUUUGAGCUCUCAAAUGAACUAUGUGUGGUUAUGUGGCUGAAAACCCUGUCCUCCUCCUCAUGACUCUAACCUGUGUCUCGUCACUUGGUUGUCAUGACAACCCCUCUCUCUCUCUCUUUUAGAUUGUCAGCAGCUAGCUCGCCCUGAAACUCCACUCUCCCUUUAAGUAGAGAGGGGGAUUUGUGGGGGAAAAAACUCUGAAUAUCAUCAGGUAACGUCCUCACGCAUAUGUGUGUUCUGAACCCUGCGUGUGUCUGUGUGUAUGAGUGUGUGUGUGUCUGUGAGUGAGAGUGAUCUCUGCUCCGGCACUGUGUGUGUAUGUUGUUUUCUGAAAAUAUUAUAAAUGGAGGGUCUUUCAUUUCUGAGAUGCUGUUUGUAUGCAAGAGGACAAACCAAUAUACUGUCUUCAUUAUCCCCCAAAAAGCUUUAAACCUUGCAAGCUUGUGCCAGGCAGAUUUUAAAAAAUGAAUGUGGGGCUUGUGUUAGAUAAAUCCAUGUUUUACAUAACCACACAUUGUUAGCUUUAUGAUGCUAAAAGCAGGGUUGAUGCCAGGAAAUCCUAGAAGAUUCAUCAAAUUAUGCUUUUUCUACCAGUAACAUAUAAAAAACUAUAUAUUCUUAAUGAUAUGAUUGUAAUCAGGUUAGAAUCUUCUAGGAUCGUUCUAGCUGUCGUUCCUCAGAACGAGGGACAUCAUCAACCCUGCUUGAGUUGAGUAUGUGCUGUGCUGCCCUACGAGGCCUUUAGACACAACACAGUAUGGAGACUGUGUUCACAUCAUUCAAACACCUCCACUGAGUGAAAAUCACUCUUCGGUUAUUGUUCCACUUAAGUGACAGCGAUAGAUUCACUCUUUGUUUAUAUCAGAGUGUAGAGACUACGAGAGAUCAGAGGACUAAUAAUAGUGUUUAAACCAUGUUGAUCAUGAAUUUGAUACUGUGUUUGGAGACAUGGGUUCCAGGGUUAUUUGAGGUGCUCUAAACCCUUGGUGAUUAAAAGAAAUGAUACAUGUUUUUGUUUAACUACUUUGUCUCUAACUGUGGAAUCUUACCAGUGGACAUUGAUUCAAAUUAGUUGACCCUCUAUCCCCCUUUCCUUGUUUCGGCUCUAAGGAUUCACUGAGCAAUAGAUAGAUUUAAUAAUCCAGGAUGUGAUUGUGGCUAGAGAGACCCCCCCCCCUCCCCGUUCUCAAUGUCCGUUUAUCUGGUGUCAUCAAUAGAAUGCCACCAGAAUAAACUCCUCCUACCUCUGUCUGCAGGCUCUGCCCACAUCAAUGUUGAGUUCUCUCACACGUUCUUAAUUAGAUUUUUGAUUGGUUGAGAGCCUGCAUGCAACAAAUAAAAAACAUGCCCGUUCUCAUUAACCUGCAUGCCAUUUGGGAAAAGCCCUCCUAUGACUGACCUGGUUCUGGGGUAUGGUUUAUACUCUGGGGGGGUCUGGGUUUUGGAGGUGUCAAAGGUCAUAGUACUUGUGAGGUCAUCGGCUUCUCGCACUUGCUGGUCUUCCUCAGGCAAUAGUGCUUUUACAUCAGCUCCUCUAGAACAUAUUGACAUGAUGUUGAUAUGACAGAGUCUGCUUCAAAACAACUAACCCAGUUUGCACCUACCUGUAGUUAGUAGGAACUAUAACUAACUGGGGCUUCGGGCGUUCAUCUUUUUACUCUUUCUUAUUUCUGUAGUUAGUAGGAACUAUAACUAACUGGGGCUUCCUGCGUUCAUAUUUUUACUCUUUCUUAUUUCGUGUUUUUGAUUGGACUCGCAUCAUUACUGACCAAGUCUAAAUUGACUAAUAAUGCACAUUUUUCUGAUUUCUAUGUUUCUUCAUUUUGUAUGAAUUUAAUUCUGCCUGGAUGAGGAUCCUCAAACUCAGGAUCCUCUAACACUGCCGACGUCACAUUCAGUGUUCCUGAAAACAGCUAGCCCUAGAGGCCAAAAUUGUAAAACCCAAAACCCGACCAAACAAAAUCUCUUAUAUGAAUAUGAAAUAUUCCUCCAAGUUGCCCUUUAACUCACUAUAUAGCAUGAUCUAUAUGUCCUCUAUGGCCUCUAUAACCUAUAUGACCUCUAACCUCUAUGUCCUAUGUGUGGGAAUGAAAAGGUAUUUCCCAGUGCUGCUGCCGGAAGACGAUGCUCACAAGUACAGUGAACUCUGCCCUCCUAGUAAAAUGAUGAUCAGAGUUUGUGAUUAUUUGAGUUAUCCCUCCCAUGAGAAGCCAGGGAAGUCGGGGUCUUUCCUCAAUGUAAAUCAACAAACCGUUUUGUCUGGUUUGCUCUUUUUUUCUUUAACCUGUGCACUUUUAUUCUAGUAUUAUAACUUUAUAUUAUUAACCUAGGAAAGGUUUAGUGCUAUGGUUUGUGAGUUAUUUAGUCAAGUAUACACAUAUAUGAAUGGGAAUAUAUUUCCUCCUAUAUGUUGUCUCUUUGUAUCAUCCAUAGAGACCAUUUACUCUCCUAAAGCCACACCGCAAACCACAGUCCUACUGUUAAGAUUCUGAGAAUUGUCCAACUGAAUAAGCAUCCUUUUAUUGUUAUGUCUCAUAUUAUUAUUAUGCUUUUGGUUUGAUUUUAUGUUUGUUCUGCUGCCAUGUUCUAAACAAAAUCCAGGGUGAGCAAAUUCUGGGGUUUUCAUGUAUUUAUUAUUCCUAGGAAUAGUUCAAAGAUAACGCAGAGAAACUUGACGACACUCUGAUUCCAAAAAUGCUAAGAAGAUCUUGGGGGAAGAAACGGAGUGACAAAAUGAUUUAGGUUUUUCCAUCUUCUUACCAGGGUGUCACACCGAUAAGGGGAUCACUGGCGCACAGAAUUCUCUGCAAGUGCAACGAUUAAAUUCCAAAUUGGAAUUGUUUCCUUCUCUCUUUGUUUAUCGUGCCAAAUCUUGGUACAUCAUUUAGGUUUGAAAAGAAUGAAGAAUCAGAAAGAACUAUAGCUGCCCAGGAUUUGUUUUGGGUCUGUUUUGUUCUUCGUUCUGACCAGUCGUGCCUUUCAUUGUUUCAAGGGAGAAUCGUAGACUAGUGUUUUUUGUUCGUUUUUUAGGUGAGGAGGUUUGGGUUUAAACCGACUUUGUGAGCAGCAAUAAAUGCAAAGAUGAGCCCUUUUUGCAGGGGUGAGAAGAUAGUUUUCAAAUUAGCUCAAUUUAAUUGAUAUUGUGUUGAAUUCUGCAGGUCAGUGAUCCUAACAGAAAAUUCAGGGGUAUUGAGAAUUAUUAUUAUUUUUUAUCAAACUGGGAACCAAAAUAAAUCCCUUUGGCCUCCUAUUGAACAAAAUGUUACAAACACCACUACUGUGUUCUGGGUAGAUCAGUGUUCUAUUGAAACUUUGAACUCGAACUUUGUUUGGUUAAGGUAAUGUGCUAUCAAUAGUAUUGUUGGCAAAUGUGCAGGGAGCGCAUUUUGUCAUUUGUUUUGUCCAUUUUAAGUUUUUAAAUCGUAUUUUUUAUUCUUGAAUCUUUUUUUACAUCUUAUUAAAGCGUUGUGAUUUCAGGAAACAGAAAACAGAUUUUGCAUCAACAAGCUUGAAUUGUGUCAUUAUUGCCAAUGCUUGUUUGUUGAGGCGUAAAAAGUUAUCAAUACGGUUGGGAAGCAAAAACAAAAGAAGAAAAUAAAGUGCAAUUUUAAUGCUGUUUUACAUGGAAAAUAAACGUUUUCUGUUUGCUGGAAGCAAUAGCACUGUGAUAAUACACUAGCUGUUUAAACUUUAUAUUGUCAUAUUGUGUUUCAGUAUUGAUCCAUAUUGAGUUUGAUACCUUUAUAUGAAAUAACAACUUCAUCUGUAUGUUGGUAUGUAUUUGAAUUGUUAUGCAGUACGGUAUUCUUCUCAAUAAUGUGCAUUAUGAUUAGUGGCAUAUCAUUACAAUUUAAUGUCAUAUGCAUGUUCAUCAGUCAUGGGAACCUUUACACAGAAAAAGUGA
Messenger RNA from Oncorhynchus gorbuscha (pink salmon), 8188 nucleotides. It is a transcript of the gene bicd2a, whose product is annotated as protein bicaudal D homolog 2. Gene Ontology annotation, biological process: microtubule anchoring at microtubule organizing center; protein localization to organelle; regulation of microtubule cytoskeleton organization. Lineage: Eukaryota; Metazoa; Chordata; Actinopteri; Salmoniformes; Salmonidae. Gene Ontology annotation, cellular component: cytosol; Golgi apparatus. The record is from RefSeq and is a predicted model, not a curated record. Gene Ontology annotation, molecular function: dynein complex binding; cytoskeletal adaptor activity; dynactin binding. The transcript is spliced from 10 exons. The coding region runs from base 330 to 2900 and encodes 856 amino acids.